UUGCUCACACUCCUCCCUACCUAUAGACCCAAUGUGAUGUACAGUGCUGCUCACGCAGAUAUUUCCCCCCCGUCGGAUUAUUUGCUAAUCAGACUUCAGUGCAGUGGCGAUAAGAGCAAGGCCGUUGCCUAGCUGGGAGGCUCUGCCAAGCUCGCGGGCUCCCGGAGCCGAGGACCGAAGCGGCGGCCGCUGCCCCUGGCCGCUGGCCGGGGCCAGUGCAGCCGGAGCUGUCCGCGGUCGGCGGGAGCUGUCCGCGGUGCUGGGAUGCGGGCUGUGCGGGGCUCAGGGCAGCCCCACCGCAGCCCCGGAGGAGCCCCGCCGUCCUGCCGGCAGCCCAAGGUAGGCUCGCUCUUUGUUUGAGAAUCCCGACUUCGGCGACAGACGGAGGCAGCUGGAGAGAGCAAGGCUGCCUGUAGGCACGAAAAGAGAGGCGAUGCCACAGCUAGACUGCCUCAGACCUUCUCGGGGGCAAUGAGAGCGCCAGUGUCUUUCCUGCUGCAAGAAGCCAUUUGGAUAGCAUUUUUUCUACCCCUUGCAUUCCGCCCUUUUUGUCUCCACGGAACAUAUUCAAAUGAGGCACCUUAGAAACCUCUGUGUUAGUGCAUAUGAUGGUGCUGUGAUCUUCUGUGUUGUAAAGUGGGUAAAAACCAUCCAGAUUAUUCUCUGCUGGACCUCAAAGCAGGGUGUUGUUUAUACCCUCCCAUUAUCUGCACCCUCUCUUCUCUGAAUGUGGAUUUAAAGAAGCAAGCACCUGUCUUUCUGACCGUUGCAUAUUUUAAGAGCCAAACUUUCCAUGCCGUUUUCAUCGUGCGGUAAGAAGAUCUGUAACCUAGCACACUGACUUAGAGUGAUGUUGCAUUCUACAAUCUGGGCAGUUUUGCCAGCGAGAUUUAAUGCACUUUAACUGAAGAAAAAAAACCCUGAACCUAACUGCAAAUCUGUUCGUGGUGCUGAAAUUUCCCUUCCGACUGCACUGAGAUAACCACAGGAAAGGGCUUUUACAGGCAGAAGUCACCUUUGAUUAUUGCACUUAGCAGUCCCCGUGGACUUAAAUCUUGGAAACGUUGCUUUCCUUUGUUCAUUAUCUCCUGCAAGAUGAUGAGUUCUAAUCAGGAGGAGGUCACGUUGGGCGCUUUUCUCCAGUAUAUUGAAGAUAUGGGGAUGAAGGCCUAUGAUGGCUUGGUUAUACAGAAUGCAUCAGACAUUGCUCGAGAGAAUGAUCGCAUGAGGAAUGAAACAAACCUGGCUUACUUGAAAGAAAAGAGCGAAAAACGCCGAAAACAGGAAGAAGCAAUAAAACGCAUAGGUGGAGAAGUAGUGAGAGGAAAUGAAGGAAGCUACGUGGGGAAGCAUUUCCGCAUGGGAUUUAUGACAAUGCCUGCUCCUCAGGACAGAUUGCCACAUCCUUGCUCCAGUGGCUUUACCGUGAGAUCCCAGUCUCUUCAUUCUGUUGGAGGAACCGAUGAUGAAAGUAGCAGCUCUCGAAAGCAACCACCUCCAAAACCUAAGCGAGACCCCAACACCAAACUGAGCACCUCAUCUGAAACAGUCAACACUGGAACAACAAGUAAAAGUGGGAAACUACCAGACAGGACUGAAGUGUCAGCCAAACCAAGACCUCACAGUGAUGAGUACACAAAGAAGAUUCCACCGCCUAAGCCAAAACGAAAUCCAAACACUCAGCUAAGCACAUCUUUCGAUGAGACAUAUAUCAGAAAGCACGGCCCCAUGAAGACAACGCUCACCAGGGAUGCCUCUUUGUCACAAGUCAGCAGUCCUGCACCAGAUACAGAGGAAGAGGAGCCUGUUUAUAUUGAAAUGGUUGGGAAUAUUCUCAGAGACUUCAAAAAAGAUGAGGAUGACCAAAGUGAAGCAGUCUACGAGGAGAUGAAAUACCCCAUAUUUGAUGAUGUAGGCCAAGAUUCAAAAUGUCAAUGUGAAUAUGACCAUCACACUUGUUCUUCUCAGUGUGCUACUCCCACAGUGCCUGACCUAGAUUUCACCAAGACUUCAGUGCCAUCUACUCCCAAGGGCUUGCUUUGUGACAUACCCCCACCAUUUCCAAAUCUGCUUUCUCACAGACCUCCGCUACUGGUGUUUCCACCAGCACCAGUGCAGUGCUCCCCGAAUUCUGACGAGUCUCCUCUCACUCCACUGGAGGUCACAAAGCUUCCGGUGUUAGAAAACGUGUCUUACAUCAAACAACAAGCCGGAGCGUCUCCAUCUUCACUGCCACCCCAUACACCAGGCCAUCAAAAACUGGAGAAAGACCAGACAGUUUCUCAUGGAACUAGCACCCCUGGGCACACCUCCUCACCUCCUCAUCCCUCUACCCUAUAUAGAACACAGUCUCCACAUGGUUAUCCUAAAAGUCACUCUGCCUCACCUUCUCCUGUCAGUAUGGGUAGGUCUCUUACUCCUUUAAGCCUCAAAAGACCUCCACCUUAUGACUCUGUACAUUCAGGAAGUCUCUCAAGAAGCUCUCCAUCAGUGCCUCAUUCUACAGCCAGAAACACAUUGCAAGAAGGAGGAAAGAUGGUAAAUGUCUCAGUCAGUACCUAUGGGUCAUCGUCUCAGAGUGGUUCCCGCUCUCGGACACCCACCAGUCCUCUGGAGGAGCUAACCAGCCUCUUCACCUCAGGACGAAGUCUCCUGAGGAAGUCCUCCAGUGGCAGAAGAUCUAAGGAACCUGCAGAAAAACCCCUAGAUGAGCUGAAGAUCAGAAGUCACAGCACCGAACCACUACCAAAGCUGGAAAACAAAGAGAGAGGCCAUCAUGGAACAGCUUCCUCCAGGGAGCCAGGGAAAGCUCAGGAAUGGGAUGGAACACCAGGCCCACCAGUGGUGUCCAGCAGGCUGGGAAGAUCCUCUGUCAGUCCAACUAUGCUGGCCGGAAGCAACAGCUCAGAGCCUAAAGCGAGCUGCAGAUUAGGCCGGUCUGCCUCCACGUCGGGCGUGCCUCCUCCCUCCGUCACUCCGCUCAGGCAAGGCAGCGAUCUCCAGCCCAGCCAGGUGACAUGUAUGCAGUGGUUGCAAGGGGACCACACCAUGCUGGAUAUGAUUGAGAAGAAGCGUUGCCUCUGCAAAGAAAUAAAAGCUCGACAGAAAUCAGAGAAGGGACUCUGCAAACAGGACAGCAUGCCUAUCUUGCCCAGCUGGAAGAAGAAUACUGGGACCAAGAAAUAUAGCCCUCCUCCUUAUUCCAAACAGCAGACUGUUUUCUGGGACACUGCCAUUUGACAGGCAUGUGGAGGAUGUCCUCUCCACUGUGGUGCACCAUGCACAGGUAGCCUGCUCUCUUAAUAAGGCAAAGGCUCUAACCUAAGACUUAUCCACAGGUCUUGAAAUUCCUAGGAGACCACAGCGAUACAGUGCUCACCUGUCCAGAGAGAGAGAGAGUUAAGUUUCCAACUGGAUUAAGACAUACAUAUUUAUCCAGGAUUUUUUUGGAUCCAGAAGAUAUCAAAAUGUAAAUAUUUUGCCAAUCUAUUGAAAGCACCCAAACAAAUACACUGUUUAAAUAUAUAUAUAUAUAUAUAAAUUCAAAAAUUUAUGAAAAAUUUUACUAUAUAAUGUUACUGUUAUACUGUUUUAUUACCUAUUUUCUAUGUGGUAUUCUAACAUUCCCCCUCCCAAAUACCUUGCUGCCACCAUUUCAUUUCUCUUGCCUGCCUAGAUUUGGCCUCUGUACAAAAGCAUACAGUUGUACUUCUGAUUGAAUGAGACAAUGUGCAAAGCGACUUGGUGCUAGGGUUGUAGAAGUUACCUGGAGCAAACUGCAAGCAAUGCAAAUAAAAGUGCUUAAUGUGGAUGCCCAAGUUGCAUUUCAAAAUAGUCAUUCUUCCACAUCAAAUUUAUUCCCAUAAAGUUAAUCAGAUUAAUUGCCCUGGUUGCUGAAAGUAUUUGGCCCAGAAGCUUAAUUUUCUGCAGCAAGCCUGCAGGACAAACUCUUCCUUCGUUCGAUUCCGCUGACGAGCAGAGACCAUGGUUCACUGUGACUAGGCGUCGUGCAGCCCGUGACGGGGAGACCCAGUCGCUUGGCAGGUUGAGGCAGUGGCGCUGCAGCCACGGUUCCUGUCCACGUCUGUCUUCGGCCCACAACAUAAAGGCGACAGAAUCUGUUUACAUGUGUAUUAUUUUUACACCCAGCGACACAUCCUUGCUUCGCGCUGUGUCAGAGUUCCUUGCGUUACUUACAAAUUCAGACCGCUUGAAAGCCAGUGGGGAAAUCCCUCUCCAUUUCAUGCAGUUCGAAGCAGAGGCCCACCUAACACCUUCUCCUGGGUAUACCGUGUUGUCUUCCCAGCUGCUUCUGUAAUUGGCUUGCAUUCCUGUGUGGUAUCACACCCAUUUUAACAGAAUAUUAUGUCAUGACCAAAGAAUUAUGACCUCCUGGUUUUAACAGGAGGGAAAGAUGGCUUAUCCUGAUUAUGAGGGUGAAAUUCGUGAGGUGAAAUAUCUUCCAAAUGUAUCUGUUGAAGACGAGGGAAACUUGUACUGCUGUGGAGUAGGGGUAACAAAAAAUAAACCCCAACCAAACAAAUAUCUAUGGCAUAUAUUUUGUGUAUUUAAAUUUCUAUCUAUUUGUCUGAAGUUUGGCAGCACAAAAGCCCCUCUUUAAAACAAUCAUUUUAGUACUAUUUUCACCAAGAAGAAAAGGCGUGUUGUUUGAAACUUCUUGUUAUAUUGGCUUUUCUUUGCAAUUAAUAUCUACAGCGUUGCCACAGCUGUCAUUGCUGAUCAAAGCAAAACCAAAAAUGACAAAUUUUAGAAGGUUUUUCUAAUCUAUAUUGCUAAAGUUUGAGUUUGAGUAAUGCUUUAUCAGUUAGAGUUUCUUUUCAGCCUCUGAAAUAAAGUUUUGAAAUAUUUUAUAACUAAUUAAUGUAUAUUUUGAUGUCCAAACUGAGAUUUCUGUAAAAGAUAAAGUGUGUGUUUAUAUGUGUCUGUGUAUAUUAGCAUUCUGUGUAUGUAUAUAUGCAUAUGUGCACACACAUAUAUAUGUAUAUAUGCAUGUAUCUCUCUAUACUCAUAGAUGUGUGCAUACGUAUAUAUCCACAUGCAUUGAGCACUGGUGUGUGUUAUGAAUAUACAGUGACUGGAAUGGGUACAGUUGAAAUGCAGGUUUAAAGAGCCCCUCACAGCCACAGUGACAGAAGAUGUGACAAAACCCAGAGGCUGUGAAGGAAUCUUUGAACACAUGUUGCAACCAAAAGACACCAACUGUAUAUUCUGCUUAUUCUCUUUUCUUUUUUAAAGAAAGAAAAUGGCAGAAGGAAAACUCCAGAGAUCUCGCAAAGUUCCAGAAUCUGCUGGAAAGAAGACGACUUGUUGGUUGUGAGAAAUCUGUUGAGAUAACAGGUUCAUUGUUCAGAAAGUGUUUGUGCUUUGUCUUCCUUGUUAUGUGGCAAGAGAAGAGGCUUUCGUAACCACAUGUGAAGUACUUAGCUCAGCCAUUUCCCCCAGCUGCACCACGUCUCUGGUGACACAAUGAGAGCCAGUUCAGUCAGACUUGAUGCUCCUUCCCUGCACUGGUCUCUUCCUGGACCAGUUCCAUUAACAACCUGCUACUGAAGCAUCGAUCUUGUGGUCCAGACCUGGGGGUACACAGGGGCUCUGUUGUGCCAGGCCCUUGGGGGGAAGGCACUGCAUUAAUGUAAACAGCAACGUGUUUAAUAGUGUUUGUUCAUCUUGUGUCCUCUUCAUAUCGAUAUGUAAUAGGAAUAACGAUCAGGGAACUGAAGCAUUCUUGUCCUAAGCAGACUUGCGUGUACACGUAGCCCACCCCAACACUGCUCGCUCCUCUAAUUUACUGCUUAGCACUGUUUAUGUUGUCCUUCCUAAAGAGCUACCCAUGUGCUUCCAGACCUCCAUUGUAUCCCAUGGAAACAAUGGCUUUUUGUUUUAAAUUGCGACAGUACACUAAGAAGUAAAAUAUAACUUAGCACUUACCUUCAAAGCACUUUAGAAACGUGAACUAAACCUCACGCUCGCGAGAACUGUUUUACAGAGGAGGGAAGUGAGGCCCACGUGGAGUUGUUUCCAAGGUCACGGACAGAGCCAGAGCAGGACACAGGCCACUGCCCCCUCCGGUGACUGCCGGCCCACCCCAUCGUGCUGCCGAGAGCGUGCCAAUGUCAAACAUUCCCUACAUCGCCUCAUGUCUCAGCAGUCUCUGUGUCACAGGGUCAAUGACAGUGCUUAGUUACACACGGUCAUUAAAGCUGUAGUCUGUAUAAAUAUGCAAUCUGUAUAUACAUACAGAUCACAUAUAUACACACACUUGCCAAGACUGUAUAUACGAAAUUGUUUGGUAUGCACUUACUUUGCUUUAAACUCCUGAAGUUGAACAUUAUAGUGUAGCAAUUUGUGUCAAGUGCACUGUGAUUUCAAGAAAGCACAGUAAAGUCACAGGUCUUGUUAUUCUUGCACUAAAAAUGUGUUUACGUAUAUUAGCCAAUGUAUGUCUACUUUAUCGCUCCUUUUGACAAAGCAAAUGGUAUCAAAUGGUAUGGGACUUUUCUGUUUGUUUGUUUGUUUGUUUGGGAUGUUUCUUUUUAAGUGGGCAAUGGCACUAUGUUUCUAAAUGACAGGGU
Molecule: messenger RNA, 6593 nt
Organism: Dryobates pubescens (Downy woodpecker)
Lineage: Eukaryota; Metazoa; Chordata; Aves; Piciformes; Picidae
Gene: NYAP2
Product: neuronal tyrosine-phosphorylated phosphoinositide-3-kinase adaptor 2
Exons: 7
Coding region: 1096-3240 (714 amino acids)
Biological process (GO): phosphatidylinositol 3-kinase/protein kinase B signal transduction; neuron projection morphogenesis
Source: RefSeq, a predicted model, not a curated record